GAAACCAAACCCCCCAAACGGUCAUCAUCCCUUCGCCUCUCUCUCCGCUCCCCGAUUCGAAUUCAUGGCCAAAGGCGGCGAAGGCGGCGCGGCGGCGCCCCCUCGGGACCCGCUGGUCUACCUUCCCCAGUGGCGCCGCCUGUACGACCGCCUGCUCAAGAUGCUGCGCGAGGAGCACGCGCUUGCCGAGGAGCUCUCCGUCGAACGCGCGCACCUCAUCGCCGAGCUCGAGUUCCAGCGCAACGGCCGCCGCGAGCGCGAGGAGAUCUUCAGGACCCGCAUCGAGCAGAUCUGGAGGGAUGAGGAGCGCAGGAAGAGGGUCGAGAAGGCCGAGAGAGCGGUGCUUAUUGGGGGAAAGGAUCUGGAGAGUCGCUGCUACCAGAAGCUCGCAGAACUCGCAGAUAGCGACACUGAGGAUUUGAGAAGUUUUAUUUCUACUUUGACUGCCGAAAAUUCCGAACUAAAGGCAAAAGUGAAGGAGGCUGAAAGUCAGGCACAGCUUAAUGAAAACAAUGUGGAUCACCAGCACAGUGGAAAAGAUCUGAGGGUAGAGUUAAGGAAACUAAAGCAAGCUUACAAGACCCUGAGCUCAGAGAAGGACAGGCAAAUUUCAGCAUUGACUGCAGAAAAGGAUUUUGUGUGGAACCAAUUUAAAACAAUGGAGCAGGAAUACAUUGUGACCAUUAAGAACAAGAACAUAGAGGCAAAGCAAGCUAAUGAAGCAGCACAGAAGCUUCAGCACAAUGUAGAUGAACUGCAAGAAGCAGCCCAAGAGAAGGAUGAUGAAAUCGCCAGACUGCAAGCAGAAGUGACUAAUGCCAAAGAGAAGAUGUUGAUUCUUGAGGAUGAGCUCCAACAAAUGCACUCCUUGGUCAAAGCUAGAGAUGCUGAAGCUGGUAAAAAUAAAGAUGAUCAACCUGAGACUAGUCGAAAGUCAAAGAAGGAUAUUAAGGGGACAAACAGAAAAUCUAAGUCUGAAGGCCCUCUUUCAAAGGAAAAAUCAAGAACUUCCCAGGUCACACCAGACAGGAGAGAUGUGAAGACUUCCAGAACUCGUGCCUCUGAGUCUAGUCAAAAGCGUAAGCGCGGCUCUUCCAUAUCAUGUGGUUCCCGGCGAUGCUCCACAAGGCCGCUGCAAGUUAAAGCUGCUGUGUCACCCAUGCUCCUCCCGCCCAGUUUCACGGUUCCAAAGCUGAAGACCCCAACCCCUCCCUAACCUGAUUUUUGACGACCUUGUCUGAUGUGCUGACUUUUGCAAUUGUCGACACACCCGGCUCUGACAGUAUUUAGGUGAGGCUAAGCUUAUCAGUGCUCGCGGGACUGGCUCCGUCCCUGCUGCGACAUUGUAUGGACGAUAAACUGUGUUGUAACAUAGUUCUCGUCUCCUUGUUAGAGUGCUUGGAACAUAUGUGUUGGUGCGGUGCCAACAGAGGGUUUCCAUGUAUCAUGUAUGUUGUUUAUGUAAGCUUAUCACUUGCUGUCCGUAUACCGGCUUUAACCUGAAGCUGCAAUGAAUGGAUGAUUGGCAUAGCUUAACGUAGUUCCGAUUCAUCU
Setaria italica (foxtail millet) is the source of this 1554-nucleotide messenger RNA. RefSeq names its product MAR-binding filament-like protein 1-1. Lineage: Eukaryota; Viridiplantae; Streptophyta; Magnoliopsida; Poales; Poaceae. The record is from RefSeq and is a predicted model, not a curated record. The transcript is spliced from 5 exons. Bases 65 to 1216 code for a protein of 383 amino acids.